AUGGAGCCAGACCCCAGCAAUCCUUACCGCUACCGGGUGCCUCGGCCGAACUACCUGCCUCACAACUUCGAGGCCGACUACCCUGUCGUCAAGGAGCACCAUGUGUCCCUGGGUGUGGCCCCCGAGGCGGAAAACGCUGCUUUCUUCAAGAAGAUGAAGCGUCAAGCCGAGAUCAGCAACAUCACCAGGCCAAAGGGCUACAACGUCUCCUUCCACUACCAGCCCGAGAUGGAGAAGCACCACUUCGGCCAGACGCAUCCUAUGAAGCCCUGGCGCCUGACCCUGACCAAGAGCUUGGUCAUGUCCUACGGCAUGAACUUUGCCAUGGACAACUACACGCCGCGCGCCGCCACAUACGAGGAGCUACGGGACUUCCACACCCAGGACUACCUAGACUUCCUUGCCACCGUCGCGCCGGAGCCCGUCCCGAGGGACCUUGACAACCAUAACCCGGAUCUCAAGUUCAACUUGGGAGGCUCCGACUGCCCGCUGUUCGAGGGCCUGUUUGACUACUGCUCCAUGUCCGGCGGCGUAUCCCUCGACGCCGCGCGCAAGAUCUGCAACAAGGAGUCGGACAUCGCCAUCGCCUGGGGAGGCGGCCUGCACCACGCAAAAAAGUCGGAGGCCUCGGGCUUCUGCUACAUCAACGACAUCGUCCUCGCCAUCCUGCAGCUGCUGAGGCACCACCCCCGCGUCCUCUACAUCGACAUCGACGUCCACCACGGCGACGGCGUCGAGGAGGCCUUCUUCUCUACCGACCGCGUCAUGACCUGCUCCUUCCACAAGUACGACCCGCUCAACUUCUUCCCGGGGACGGGCGGCCUGGACGACAACGGCCCCAAGAACGAGCACAACCCGGGCGCCCACCACGCCAUCAACGUGCCGCUCAACGACGGCAUCACCGACGAGCAGUACGCCUGGCUCUUCCAGAGCGUCAUCGGCAAGAUCGUCGAGAAGUUCCGCCCCACGGCCAUCUGCCUGCAGUGCGGCGCCGACUCGCUCGCCGGCGACCGCAUCGGCCGCUUCAACCUGCAGGUGCAGGGCCACGGCGCCUGCGUCGAGUACGUCAAGGGCCUGGGCCUGCCCAUGAUCAUCUUCGGCGGCGGCGGGUACACGCCGCGCAACGUGGCGCGCGCCUGGGCGUACGAGACGGCCGUCGCCAUCGGCUGCCAGGGCCGGAUCGACCCCGUCAUCCCGCAGCACACCGUCUGGCGCGAGCACUUCCGGCAGGAGUCGCUGCUGCCGUCGCUGGAGCAGAUCGUUGGGGAGCCGCGCCAGAACCGCAACACCCAGAAGCGUCUGCAGGACGUCAUCCAGCACGUGCACGAGCAGCUGCGCUUCGUCAACCAGGCCCCCAGCACGCAGUACCAGGUCAUCCCGCCCGACCUGGGCGGCGUCCGGCGCGACGUCGAGCAGGCCAUCCAGGAGGAGAGGCGGGAGAAGAACGACGCGGCGAGGAGGAUACAGGAGGAGGGCGUCGGCGUGGCUAUGGAGUAUUAA
Thyridium curvatum is the source of this 1500-nucleotide messenger RNA. RefSeq lists its product as uncharacterized. Gene Ontology annotation, molecular function: histone deacetylase activity. NCBI's taxonomy places the organism in Eukaryota, Fungi, Ascomycota, Sordariomycetes, Thyridiales, Thyridiaceae. The transcript has a single exon. Bases 1 to 1500 code for a protein of 499 amino acids. The record is from RefSeq and is a predicted model, not a curated record.